UUGCCAGUGGUGGCACCCAGUUUUAAUGAAAGAUCUGUGCUUAUCAGAACGUCGGAGACUUAUGGAUUUCGGAAACGAACAACGAAUUUCUCCUAGGGUUUAUCAAUUAGCCCAAAUAGUUUAUCGAGAGUUCGAGAUCAUGAGAAAUAUUUGUGGUGAAUCCACCUACGGAAGACUAGUGCCUAUUGUUAUCAGUAUCCUAGAAGAAAUGGACCUUUUGGUUCUCGAGAAGCAGAAAUUGGAUCUCGAUUUGAAUCUUCUAACUGCUGAAAAGAAUGAUCUUUCUGUAGAGCUAUGUCGUCAAAAAGAACUUUACACAGCCUCAAAAAGGCAUAUUCACUGCUUAGAAGAUGAACUUCUUGGAAUGAAAAAAGAAACAGAUAAAAAACUAGAGGAGCUGGAAGAAACUCUUAGACAUUAUAGACUUAUAUCUAAGAACGCUAAUGACCACAUUUUCAGACUAGAAGAAAGAGAACAAAAUCUGAAAUCAGAACUAUCAGCACAAAAUGAAAGAUACACAAAACUACUCAAAAUUUACGUGGAUUAUAUAGAAACAAAUAGUUUAUCGAUGUCAAACCAUGAUACCGAAUCAGGAACAGUAUGUGUGAGUCAUAAGAUGGACGUGAAAUUGAACGAUGGAGUGCUGAAAUCGACCGCCGAUACACGUUCUCCAGACGAUAAUUCACAUCGAAAUUCGGCCGAGUCCAAUUGUCUUCUAAAUAAGGAUGUCGAAAAUUAUCCGAACAUCGGUGUUGAGUUAACAAAGUGUGGACCUGACGCAAAGACAUCAGCGCUGCUUGAUGAUGCUCUAAAACCCAAUGACCGUACCGCCUGUUUCAUUGACCUUUAUCAAGACACCGUGGAUUAUGAGACAGCUCUGGAAUCAGUUUCCGUCGUGGGACAAGUAGAUGAUGCUGAAGAUAUUGUUCCCGUUUCAGAAACACUUGAAGUCAAUGAUACUUCUUUAGGCAUGAUGAAAGAAGUUGAAAAGUUAAUUAAAGAGAAUACUGAUUUGUAUGAGACAAAAAACGCUUUAAACGUUUUAAAGGAUGACCUCAUUCGAAAACUGGACGAAGUUACUGGGGAGAAAGCCUUGUUAAUGCAAGAAGUUCAUGGCAUACGUAUGGAUCGAGACAAUAUUAAAUCUGAAGCUAAUCGUCUAUCACGUUUGGUUUAUGAAUGUCGUGAUCAAAUAUCGAGUUUAACUGCUCGUCUUAAAGUUUAUGAAGAUGUCAAUGAAGCUGAUGGCCAUUCAUCUAGACUGUCUCUGGCACCAAUACAACAAUCCAAAUCUUGUUGGACUUUAAAUACUGUAGAUUGUAUUGAAGAUACAAAUUAUCCUUCGAAACAUCGUAAUAAAUCUGUAGAUAACUUAAAUAGUAUUUUGCCAGAGAAUACUUUAACUAAGAAUGAAGGUGAUGGUGAUGCAUCUAUUUCUAUGAAAAAAGUGACCAAAUUUGGUGAAGCUUGUUUCACUAAACGAGAAAUGGCACGCGUAAUAGCGGAGCGUAAUAGCUAUAAAGAAAGAUUCUUGGAAUUACAAGAUGCAGUGCGUUUAGCGGAGCGGCUUCGAGGAGAACGUGACUCUCGUUUUCAACAAGUAUCAAUGAAUAAUAAUUAUGAACGGUGUGUCCAAAAGUCUCCUAGUGUCUCUGAAUCUUUCUUUUCUGCUGUUCAAUCUGGUUUAAAUGAAUUAUUUUCCAAUUUUGACCAAGCAGUGCCUUUAGCCUCCGUUUUGCCUUCAGAAGCUCAGUGUUACGGUCCAUUUCCAUUUGACAGUCAUAGCUAUUCCCAGCCAUCACACCAAAACGAACAUACAAAUACUUCAGGUGCUAGAAGGAAGAAUUCUGUAGGACUAAGAAGCAUGUCGUCGACUAAGCAAUAUAUCUAGGAAAGAUAAACAUUUAUCUUUCUCCUCUUCAGACGUAAGUGAUUUGCUAUUCUGAACUUCGUUCAUUCGAUUUAUAACUGUGGUGACAGAACAAGUCUUAUCACUUAUGAUUACAAUCUCGUCAACAUAUCUUCGAUAAGAUGGUACCUUUUCGAAUAAAUCUGCCGAUAAGCUCUCAAUGUACGACAUACAUAUAUCUGCUAAAAUGGGUCCUAACAGACUUCCUAUAGUAAUACUAUCAAUCUGACGGAAACAAUCACCUUCAAAAUAUGAACCUAACACUGCUAGUUCAUCGAUAGGAAAUUACGUAUGGAAAUGUAAUCACACAAAGUGUGAAUUAUUUUAAAUAUAAAUGUACAUCAGUGAAUAAAGAGUUCACAUCAAAAGAAUGCAUAUUUUUAUCAUUUAUAAUAUAAAGGCCAUCAAGGUAAUCAAUCAGUUAAAAUAAAUUUUCAGUACAUACACUUACAGAAUUGUCUUUUGACUGAGUCUAAUGAUUCCACUAACCAUUGAGCAAGCUUAUGUGUUAGUGACAUACACAUUUACAAUAUAGGGUGUAGAGGAUUACCGGGCUUAUUUAUUUUGGGUAAACCAUACAUGUAGGAAUUUAGAUUCAGGUGGUUUUCAAGAAUCAAAUGUAUCUUUCCUUAUAACUCUUACGCAAAGAAGUCUCACCGAAUUAGUUCUAGUGAGGUGCCUCUGAAGUAGACUCCAACCACUUAAAUAUUAAAUAAGUUAUUGGAUGAAAAGAAAUUUUUCAAAGAGCAAAUGGCCAGAUUUCAGGGGAAGAUUCUGUUCCACCUCUCAAGCAAUAAGUCUCAAAACUUAUCAAUAACCCUACAUAAAUUUUGUCAAAAUUAUUUGCAAAUGUCUUAACUAGCAUCUAAAUUAGAUCGAAAAUCGUAUGUGAAUUUUCUCAGUAACCCUUCAAAAAUCACAUGUGAAGACGUUUCCAAUAUUCACACACUGGAAUCCUGCAUUUUCUCAAUGCUUUCAAAUUCUAAUGAUCAUUAUUAACAUUAUGACUGCAUAAUUGUUUUGGAAAUGAUGACGAAAAUCCAUAAGUAGACUUAUUAUUCCUGAGUUAGCUUAAUUUCUGUCCUAUGUGUUGUUGUUUUCGGACAUAGUUUCAGAAAUCAAUCUGUGCGUUGCCUUCAAUGAUAUUUCCUUUGUGAAUAUUGCUGUCAACUAGCAAAUAUUCCGUAGUACCAUGUUAUUAAGUAACAUAUUACUGGUGUUCAUCGAACAUUAACCAACUUUAAUUUCUAGUCAUAUGUUCUGAAAGAAAUCAGGUGAGCAAAAGUGCAUCACGGUGUAUAUCGCUAUGGUGUUACCAAUCUUGACGAAUAUACUGCGAAAAUGUUGGGAAAGAUCUUUUCAAUAACGAAGGCUGAACAGCUGAACCAAUUACCAGCUACCGACUAAUCUCCAUGCUGAAAAACAAAAUAUAAGGCACUGAGCCUGAUAUAAACGGUUUAACAGUAAACUUUCCAACUCUGUACGUAAGUAGUGUAAUUUCCAACUUCACUAGCAACAUGAGAUUUCUCGAAUCUACUGAUGAGAUUUAAUAAGUAUAAAACCAAAAUCCUAAUCCUGUUGUUGACUGACUCAAUGUUAAAUACAUCAAGAACAUUUCGCUUCCCACUCAGUGCGUACAUUUAACUUGCUUCAAAUUUGAUG
This is a messenger RNA of Trichobilharzia szidati, 3571 nucleotides long. Lineage: Eukaryota; Metazoa; Platyhelminthes; Trematoda; Strigeidida; Schistosomatidae. The record is from the annotation of a GenBank genome assembly.